AAAGGGAGGGAGCGAAGGAAGAUGGCGGGGCGGGCGCCGGCGGGAUGGGAGCCGACGAAACUGCGAAAUUGAGCCGCUAGGGGAGGCCGGUCGCGGAGGCAGGAAGGAAGGAAGGGCGGGAAGCUUGCGGUGGCUGCUGCUUCCUCGGACGGGGCCAGAGCUGCUUUGAAGGAACAGCUGAGGCGGCGGCGGCAGCGGCUGGGCUGGUCCCGGGGUCCGGCCGGAGGCGGAGGCGGGAGGGCGAGAGAAUGGUGAAUCCGGAGCGGCGGCGGCGCUGCUGCAGCCGGACCUGCUUGGUUGUGGCCUCACGCGGCUGGGCCGCGCGCUAGUCAGGUCUGGAGGCGGCGGCGCGGAGCACUCGGAGCCCCGCGGCCGAAGAGCGGCUGCUGGAGGGAGAGAACUUACCGCCGAGGCUGCGGCCCGGGAGCGGCGGUGGAGCCAUGCCGUGGCUCAGCGGAGGACGGAGACGGCGGCGGCAGCAACAGCAGCAGCAACAGGCGGCACCGACGACGGCGCCCGGAGGACCAGGGACGGGGCCGCCUCCUGUCGUGCCCGCUGCGGCGAUCGGAGGCGGCGGCGGCGGCAGUGGGCCGCGGGGCCGGGAGAGCUCGGAGUUGCCUUUGCCCGCUGGUUGGGAGGAGGCGAGGGACUAUGACGGACGCGUCUUUUACAUCGACCACAACACCCGGCAGACUUCGUGGAUCGACCCCAGGGACAGGAUUACCAAGCCAUUAACUUUUGCUGACUGUGUUGGUGAUGAACUACCUUUAGGAUGGGAAACUGUUUACGAUCAACAGAUUGGUGUUUAUUACAUGGACCACAUAAAUCAACACACACAAAUUGAAGACCCAAGAGAGCAAUGGAGAAGAGAACAGGAGCGCAUGCUAAAGGAAUAUUUAAUCGUCGCUCAGGAAGCACUUAAUGCCAAAAUGGAAAUUUAUCAAAUUAAGCAGCAGCGAUUUGAACUAGCACAAGAAGAGUAUCAACAGUUGAAUAAAAUGUGCGAGGAUGACACUCACUCUUAUGCAAGUACAUAUUCUGGAUUUUCAACCAACACUAAAUACAACCCAUCUCAGAUUAAAGCAGAAAUAGCUAGUCGACGUGAUAGACUUUCUAGAUUAAAGAGAGAAUUAACACAAAUGAAGCAAGAGUUACAGUACAAAGAAAAAGGAGUCGAAACACUACAAGAGAUUGAUCGGAAGAUGUCUAAUUCUCAUAUGAAUUAUAAAUUGGAUGAAGCCCAAGCAAUAAUGAAUGAACUUCGAAGCAUCAGGAAAGCCAUAUGUUUGGGUGAAAAAGAACGGCAAGACUUAAUGCAAAGUCUGGCCAAGCUGACAGAUGGAUUCAGAAAUAGUUGUUGCAUUACAGAAUCUUUUCAUGAUCUUCAGCACAGUUCUGGUUCAUUCAAUGAUUCCAAUCUAUCUCAAAUAUAUUGUGACGCUUGUUCUCAAACUGACGUCAUUGGCGAGCUUGGAUUGGAAGAUACAACAAGCUAUAUAGACAAAAUGAAACUAAUUUGGCAGUAUGAAGAGACCAAAAAAAGAGUUUUCAGAAUCCAGCAACAGUUGGCUUUACAAGACCAGGAAUCUUGGCCAGGAAUGGCAGAGGCUGAUAUUGAUCAUCUUCAGCUUAUUAAAGAAAAAGAGGCUCUCUUACAAGAACUGCAGCUUAUAAGUCAACAGCAGCGUUCACCAGAAGAUCUGAAACACAUAGAGGAGGAAAAAAGGCGCUUGGAGGAGGAUAUCCAGCAGGCUCAGGCUACUUCUUCUCAUGGUGCUGCUGAAAGGAUACUCUUACAAGAGAAGAAGAACUGUUUGCUUAUGCAGUUGGAAGAAGCAACUCGUUUAAGUUCCUAUUUAUGCUCACAAUUGAAAAGUUUAUCUGCCAGUUCUUUGACAAUAUCUUCUGGAAGCAGUCGAGGAUCAUUGGCAUCCAGCCGUGGGUCAUUGGCAUCCAGCAGAGGCUCCCUGAGUUCAGUUAGUUUCACAGACAUCUAUGGUCUCCCUCAGUAUGAUAAAUCUGAUAUUGCUGUUGAAUAUGGUCAUCAUAUGCGAUAUGAUCCAGUUUCAGUUGAUUCUCAUAACAAAGAUGUACAGUAUCAUGAAUCCGUCGGAUCUCCAGCUAGCAGUAAACAACGAAGAUCCUUAGAUACUCCUCUGUCUUUGGCAUCAUUGUCAUCAAGAUCAUCCCUUUCUUCACUAUCACCUCCAAGUUCUCCCCUGGACACUCCCUUCCUACCAGCUUCUCGGGAUUCUCCAUUAGUUCAUAAGUCAGAAGGGUAUGAAGAAGUAACAUACACAGGUGCUUCAGAAGUACUUCGAGCUCAGGGCUCUGUUUUAGGUGAAGACAAAGGACAAGAAAUUGUGGCAUUUAAGGCUACUGAAUAUUCCACAAGAAAUGAAGCCGGGCUGCAAAUUCUCAAUAUUUCGAAUUCUGGUGCUGUGACCUUACGUGAAGAUAGUACUAGAAGAUUGGAAAGGAGAUCCAGGCGAGUCUCAGCAUGUCUGUCCAAUUAUUCACUGGCUAGUGACAGUGGCGUGUUUGAAGCUUUAAGCAAAAGAAAUGAAGAUGUUGAAGAAUCACUUUAUAAUGAUGGUGUCACUAAUGAAGAGCCCAAAAUGCAGGUUGGAUUUCUGCAUGACAGUGGAAGUGAAUGUCUCCUUGUCCAUGUGUUGCAGCUGAAGAAUUUUACUGGCUUUGCCAUGAAAGAAGGCUGUAAAAUACACGUGAGAAUAUACUUACCAUCUGUUGAAUCAGGCACCACAACCACAUAUUGCUCUAAGGCUUUGGAAUUCCAGGCUUCUUUAAUAUUUAAUGAAGUCUUUCAGAUUCCUGUACAAUCAAAUAUCUUAAAACUCAAAACACUGCAACUUUACAUUUGUUCACUUGGCCAGCACCAACAAGAAGAAUUAUUGGGCAUUGCUCAGAUCAGCCUAGCUAACUAUGAGAGUGCUAGUGAGAUGCAGCUUUGCUGGUAUCCUGUUCAGACCUUCAUUGGUUCAGAUUGUGAACAAAAAAAAGAACAACCUAAGCGUGAAGAAAGUGCUUCUCAUUCUGUUGAAAAUAAAAAUAUAAUGAAAAUGGAUGCUGUGACUGUUCUUUUAGCUAGGACCACAGCUCAACUGGAAGCUGUGGAGAGAGAGCUUGCAGAGGAAAGAGUAAAACUGGAGUACACAGAAGAAGAAAUACAACAGAUGGAACAAAAAGAGGAUCAGGGAGAAGCUGUGUCAGAGAGAAGCUGGCAAGCAGAAUCAGUUGAUAGUGGAUGUAGUAAUUGCAUGCAAUCCAGUCAUCACUUGGACUCCUAUUGUGGUGAAUCAUUGCAGAUUCCCAUGUUUGCAUCUCAAACAGAUCGGUGUAUUUCUGGAAAAAAUCUGGCUUCAACAUUAAAGGUGGACAAGGAGACUAAUACAGAAGAUCUUUUUCCAGAAGAAAUGGUUUUGUCUCAUAAAAACAGACUAGGCCGUCGCUCCCGUGGUUCUGCAUUUGUUCGUAAUAAUACUAUUGUUCGCUCACAGACAUUUUCACCUGGUGCACGAAGUCAAUAUAUUUGCAGACUAUAUCGUAGUGAUAGUGACAGUUCCACUUUGCAAAGAAAGUCACCUUUUAUACGGAAUACUUUGGAAAGGCGUACGCUGCGUUAUAAGCAGCAUUCAUGUAGAACAUCUUUGGCUGAUCUUAUGGAAAGGACUUCCCUAGACCUGGAGCUGGAUCUUCAGGCAUCAAGAACAAGGCAGAGACACUUAAAUGAGGAAUUAUCUAUUCUAAGAGAAUUGCGGCAGCGUCUGGAGGAUGCCCAGCUUAGUGGUCAAACUGAUCUGCCUCACUGGGUCAUUCGUGAUGAACGAUUCCGAAAUUUGCUGAAGGAAGCAGAAAGGCAGACAAAGCAAACAAAAUUUGAGAAUCGUCAACAACAAGCAGCUGAAAAAUUGCUUAAAAAGGCUUCCAAAGAAAUAUACCGACUGCGUGGUCAAAAUCAAAAGGAACCUCUUCAGGUGCAGACUUUCCGACUUCAUGGAAUAAAAAGUGAAAAUGAACAGUUAAAAGAUUUUUCAUUUAUAGUCUGAAGUGAUAAAACCGAAAUAUGAGUUACCACUUGAUUGAUCACUAGGCUUGAGAAAAAUUACAGGCUUUUCCUUAAUUGUCUUAAACUUUUAGAAUACAACUCUUUUAUCAGACAUGGUACACUUUCACAUUUGACCUGCUAUGCAUCUGCUUUUAGAUAUAAGCAGAUAGGUUAUGUAAAAUCAAAUCCAUGUCUGUAAGUACUAAUGAAUCUAAAAUUUUUGAAGUACAUAUUUGGCUAAUGAUAUUUUUAUAUAAACAAAGAAUGUAUACAUAUGCGCACACACAAACUUUCUAUAUUUAUGUUCUAUGUUACAUGAUAUUUUUUUCUGUAACAAUACAAUCAGAUACUUUAGGCUCAGGCUAACUGAUUAACUGCAUGAUCCUGAGUCACCCAAGGAGGGGAAAUGUAAUAUCAGGCCAUUCCUGCUCUUAGUUCUAUACUAAAUCUCCUGGUUUUCAUACAUGCAUAUAUUUGUACACACACCCAGAUAAAGAUAAACCAUAAAAAAUAAAUGUAGAGAGGGGAUUUGAGGAUUUGAAAUCUGAUUUAAUUUUUUCAUCUUGUCUGAAUUUGUGGAGGUCUCAUAGAUUAUGCUUUAUUAUGCAAAUACAUUUGGUGCAGUUUCUAAGGUAAUUAAGAUAGCAUCCAGUGGGACUAUGCAAAUAUGGGGAUGAUUGAGGACAUCCAAACACCUGUUUAUAAAUUUUUCUAGUCUUAUGUUGCUACUUUAGGAGUUGGUUUCGGGUGAAUGAAGUAAUAUUGUGCUUGUUUAUUUGUUAAAUGGGUUAAACUAUGAAAUAAUUGUA
Molecule: messenger RNA, 4875 nt
Organism: Pseudonaja textilis
Lineage: Eukaryota; Metazoa; Chordata; Lepidosauria; Squamata; Elapidae
Source: RefSeq, a predicted model, not a curated record